Penicillium longicatenatum is the source of this 501-nucleotide messenger RNA. RefSeq lists its product as uncharacterized. Bases 1 to 501 code for a protein of 166 amino acids. The transcript is spliced from 2 exons. NCBI's taxonomy places the organism in Eukaryota, Fungi, Ascomycota, Eurotiomycetes, Eurotiales, Aspergillaceae. The record is from RefSeq and is a predicted model, not a curated record.
AUGACACCUGCACCAAAAGCUUCAUUGGUGAAACGCUUGCGUUGCUUCCACAAUGUCUAUGUUUGGGCAUUUGAAGAUAGUCCAAUUGACAUUGAAAUGCUCAAGGCAGCAAACAAGGCGAUCGUCGUGGCAGGGAACGAAUCAACAAGAAGUGCCACUAUGGAUGACGCUUUGAGGGAAUCGAUUGGCCAUGAAGGAUUUGAACCUCGCCAGCUCCUCCUACCUUCGUGGGAUCAUGUGCAACCUCGCCUCACUUCCUUUAUGCGCUUGACAGAUGAGUCUUUCCUAAAUCCCGUUUUUGCCCGGCACAAUCGUCUCCACGUCUUCCAUGCUACAAAGCACAGUGGGCCCAAGAUAAUGAUGACAGCGAUGCAUGAUGCUACGAUUUCGGGCCCAGCGCUAAGACAGGCGCAUCACCGAGUGGGAUGGUAUCUCACAAUGAGAUUCUACACGGAGAUGGUCGGUACCGGACCAUAUUCGAUUACUCAUGUGCAGGAUUAG